CCUUCCAAAUCAUAAAACCGCAACGCCAUGGGAGACCAAUUUACAAUCAACCAAACACUUCCUUAUUGUUCAUACAAUGCCGUUCUGACAGAAAAAAAUAAUAAAAAUAAACUUCCUUAUUGAGGGUAUCGUAUCUGCCGUAUCUGUGACUGUCAUACCAAAAUGGAAGCUUUGCUCUGCCAAAAAAUCGGCGACCCGACGCUGCCUUUGGACGACUCCCCCUCCUCUCCUUUUACUCUUACAGCCACUCACCCCAUUCCGGAACUCAACUCGCCCACCUCUGUCCGAGUCCGAGUCAGAGCCACCAGCUUGAACUACGCCAAUUAUCUCCAGAUCCUCGGCAAGUACCAGGAGAAGCCGCCUUUACCCUUCAUCCCCGGCUCCGACUACUCUGGCGUCGUCGAUUCUGUUGGUUCCGGAGUCACUAAAUUCAAAGCUGGCGAUGCUGUUUGCUCCUUGGCCUCCCUUGGCUCCUUUGCACAGUUCAUCGUCGCCGAUGAAGCCCAAUUGUUUAGAGUGCCGGAAGGGUGUGAUCUAGUGGCUGCGGGUGCACUUCCUGUGGCGUAUGGGACUUCGCAUUUGGCCCUGCUUCACAGAGCUCAAUUGCAGCCUAAUCAGGUGUUGUUGGUACUUGGUGCUGCUGGAGGAGUGGGCCUUGCGGCCGUGCAAAUUGGAAAGGCUUGCGGCGCUAUUGUUAUUGCCGUUGCUAGGGGAGAUGACAAGGUUCAGCUUUUGAAGACCCUAGGUGUUGAUCAUGUUGUUGACUUGAGUAAAGGAAAUGUCACAGAAAGCGUCAAGGGAUUCCUACAGGCAAGAAAGCUAAAAGGAGCUGAUGUUUUGUAUGAUCCUGUUGGUGGUAAAGUUACAAAGGAAGCUAUGAAGUUGUUGAAUUGGGGAGCUCACAUUCUGGUAAUAGGUUUUGCAAGUGGGGAUGUGCCUGUUAUCCCAGCAAAUAUUGCUCUCGUUAAGAACUGGACGGUUCAUGGUCUCUACUGGGGAAGCUAUAUGAUACAUCGACCAGUUGUACUUCAAAAUUCCCUAAAGGAGCUGCUAUCCUGGUUGGCAAGUGGCUUAAUUACCAUUAACAUCUCUCAUGCUUUCAGCCUGUCAGAAGCAAAUCUUGCCUUUUCUGCCCUGAAAGAUCGGAAGGCAAUUGGAAAGGUGAUGAUUGUUUUUGAUGAUCAGAAGACAUUCAGAUCUAAAUUAUAAGAGCCAGUUUCCAGAUAGAAGUUGAAUGGAGCAUCCUGUGAAUAUCCAGGCCCAGGAUUCUGUAUCAAUUUCUUGAAUUAGUAGCUAAAGCAGUUACUCCAGGAACGAGUUUGGAACUCGUAUACAAAUAAGGAUAUUGUUAUCACUCAACAGAUUUUGUGUUAUAAACUAGAAUACAACAUGAAUGGAGCCUUUUUUCUUUUC
Coffea arabica (coffee) is the source of this 1413-nucleotide messenger RNA. RefSeq lists its product as uncharacterized. Gene Ontology annotation, molecular function: oxidoreductase activity; zinc ion binding. NCBI's taxonomy places the organism in Eukaryota, Viridiplantae, Streptophyta, Magnoliopsida, Gentianales, Rubiaceae. The record is from RefSeq and is a predicted model, not a curated record.